Messenger RNA from Ornithorhynchus anatinus (platypus), 3713 nucleotides. It is a transcript of the gene INPP5K, whose product is annotated as inositol polyphosphate-5-phosphatase K. The transcript is spliced from 14 exons. Gene Ontology annotation, biological process: negative regulation of phosphatidylinositol 3-kinase/protein kinase B signal transduction; negative regulation of peptidyl-serine phosphorylation; negative regulation of glycogen biosynthetic process. Gene Ontology annotation, molecular function: inositol bisphosphate phosphatase activity; phosphatidylinositol-4,5-bisphosphate 5-phosphatase activity; phosphatidylinositol-3,4,5-trisphosphate 5-phosphatase activity. Bases 112 to 1506 code for a protein of 464 amino acids. Gene Ontology annotation, cellular component: ruffle; endoplasmic reticulum; plasma membrane. The record is from RefSeq and is a predicted model, not a curated record. NCBI's taxonomy places the organism in Eukaryota, Metazoa, Chordata, Mammalia, Monotremata, Ornithorhynchidae.
ACGGGCCGAGCCGGAAGAACGAGCGGAGGGCCGAGGGCCGAGGACCGGCCGGGGACCCCCCCAGGACACCGCCGGCGCCGCCCCCGGAGCGAGGGUCUCCCGCCCGCGGCCAUGGACUGGAAAAGGCAGCCCAAGCUGUUCAACCUGCCACCUCUCGGGCUCAGGUUGCACGUGGUGACCUGGAACGUGGGAACGGCAUCCCCCCCUCUGGACGUCAGUGCCCUGCUCCAGCUGGACGGACCGGACUCGAGGGUGGACAUGUAUGUCAUUGGUUUGCAGGAAGUGAACUCCCGGAUCAUGAACUUCCUCACUGACCUGGCAUUUGACGACCCGUGGAGCAGCUUCCUCAUGGAUGUCCUCUCUCCUCUGGGCUUUAUCAAGAUCUCCUCCGUCCGCAUGCAGGGCCUGCUCCUGCUGGUCUUCAUCAAGUGCGCACACGCGCCCUACCUCCGCAACAUCGACACCAACUAUACCCGUACCGGCCUCUUCGGCUACUGGGGGAACAAAGGGGGCGUCACCGUCCACAUGAGUCUCUACGGCUACUCCAUCUGCCUCAUGAACUGCCACUUGCCCGCCCACAUGGACAACAUCGAUCAGAGGCUGGACACCUUUGAGCGGAUCCUGGAGAUGCAGGAUUUCUCCAGCAAGGACGUACCCAACAUCCUGGACCAUGACCUCCUCAUCUGGUUCGGGGACCUGAACUUCCGCAUCGCAGACCACGGCAUGCAUUUUGUCCACGAGUCCAUAAGCAGUCACCGCUACAACCUGCUGUGGGAGAAAGAUCAGCUUAACAUGGCCAAGAGGAAAGACUCACUGCUUCAGGAGUUCCAGGAGGGCCCCCUGCACUUCAUGCCAACUUACAAAUUUGACCGCAACUCAGAUGUCUACGACACCAGGGCACAGUCGACACUGUUUUGGUUUGACGGGAAGAAACGUAAACCCGCCUGGACCGACCGGAUCCUCUGGCGGCUGAAGCCCCCUCCCCUGACCCAGUUGACCUCCGCCUUCCCCGGGGACCCGGACCACGUGUUCCACGUGAUGCUGAGCAGCUACACCAGUCACAUGAGCUAUCGCAUCAGUGACCACAAGCCGGUCACCGGGACUUUUAACCUGGAGCUGAAGCCCCUGGAAUCGGCCCCACUCAUCACGCUGAACCCUGAGGGGGAGUGGACCAGUGACCACGACGCCAUCGUCAGUUUCUCUGAAACUCCCAACUUUAUCAGCAACUCCUGGGACUGGAUUGGGCUAUACAGGGUGAUGUUUCGCCAUGUGAAUGACUACGUGACCUAUGUGUGGGUCAAGGACAACCAGGUUUCCUCCAGUGAGGGUGUGAGUCAGGUGUACAUCAGUGCCAAGGAGAUUCCGCAGAGCGGAGGGGAGUUCAUCCUCGGUUACUAUAGCAACCGCCUGCAGGCACUGGUGGGAAUCAGUGAGUCCUUUCAGAUCCAACCGGGACUGCUGGACGCGUUAUCAAGUCACGAGGGAGAGCUGGACGAGACCUGGUAGCUCAGCCAGCGUGGACUUCUGAGCUAGGAUCGCAUCGAGCACAGAGCCCCUUAGCCCCCACCCCCAAGCCGUGUCUGUGGGGAGAGGAGGAGGAGGCCCCAUCACCUCGAGGUACCAGGCGGAGAGCGGGGGGCUCGUCUUCUCAGAAGACGGACUCCUGGCGACUUCCCCUGUGUCCUCCUCCCGGAUCCUCACGACCGCACCCCCUCCUCUUGGGUCUGCUGCCGCUUGGCUCCGGGCCUUCUGGACUCUCAGCCCCUGCCUGGAGCCCGAGGGACAGUCUUCCAGUCCAGCAGAGGAGUAGCCAAAGAGCCUCCCUGCCUCCCGGUCCCCGUGGCCCCUGACCCAGUCCUCUCGUUUCCAAACUCCCACCCGCUGGAAUGAGCAAUGGCAAACACAGGUCUCGGUUUCCAGGACCUGGAUCGAUCCAGCUAGUUUGUCAACAGGCAUGGCGACGGGGGCCAGAGCGCAAGGGUUCCCAGGGGCUAGAGGGUGGCGGCGGGGGGGGGGGCUCGGUCUGCCCCUCCUUGGCCCGGCACAAGCCCCGGGGGGCCGGUCUCCCCGAGAGGCUUCUGUCCCAGCUGGCCUCGGCCCACUCCUGCUGCUGCCCGGUCCCUGGGCUCAAGGCCAGUGGGAGGUGCGGGGGCCUGGCAGAGCCGCUCACAUUUGUACAGGAAUCCGCGGCUGGCAAGGCACGGUUGGCACAAGCCCUUUGGCUCGCUUAAGGAAUCUGAGCUGCGUGCCCCUCUGUGAGGGGGUCAGACGAGUGUGGGGUUUGCUUUCUCUAACAGGGGGGAAAGAGGGCAGAGGUGGAGUUCCUCAACAGGGCCAUGCUGGCCAGGCCUCAGCUUUGGGAAAAGGUGCUGGGAGCCUCCUCCAGCCUCUGUUCAAGUGGCUUCCCCGUGGCCAGAGCACCAGAGACCGGGCUCAGGUGGGGGAAGGGACUCUAGAGGGCAGCUGCGUCACUCCCAGACCCCUCCCCCGGCUCUGGCACCAAGCGUCGAACUUGAGUGGGCAGCAGGGGUGAUGCCAAAGCUUCUGACCGUCUGGACGUGUGGCUUCCUCCUUCCUGCUGUCCUCUGACAACCUCAGGUCUGUGACUGCCCCUUGGGUGUCCCAAUAGCUCUGUGUCCUCCCCGUCCCCCAUAAGGAGCUCUCUCUGGCCCCCUCCCGAAUAGGCAGGACCGGUCCACAGUGGUCUUCUGGCAUUAGCAUUUCUCCCUCUGAGGGUUCCCCUCCGGCGAUGACCACUAGCCUGGGUCAUUUUUCCACUCGCCUUGUGCACACUUUCCUGCCCCACUCCAGCAUCACCACCCCCCGGGGUCUCCAUCGGAGCAACCUCAGGAAGCUGGCGAGUUCCAGAUUCGCUAUCUUCCGGGCUCGGAGGCAUCUGUCCCACCUACAAUCGCUCCACCUGCCUCUGGCCCCACUCGCUCUCACCACCGUCCCCGCUCCUGCGCUGGCCAAGGCCCAGGCUGCCCCUGUGUCCGUCCAUCUGGCCUUGCUUGGUGUGGGGGAAGAAUUAGAUGCAGCUGCAGAUGCGUGGGGUCUUCAGGUUCAUCUGGGAGACUCACACCUGGAAUCUGCUGAGUUGAGGGGUGGGGGGUGUGUGAGGGAAAAGACCCUCCCACCCCCACAUUAGGUCCUGGGUCUCCUUUACGUAGAAGGGAAGGAGAUCUGCAGGAAGAGGACCCAUUUGACCACCUGCUAGCUUUAGCCUUAGUACUUAGGGAAGAGGUGUAAAUAUUCAUGAAUGUGCACAUGCAAACACAAAAAGACCCAGAUGCAAAUCCAGGGGCAGACAUAAGCAUGCAGUUGUGCUUAUAUGUAUAUAUAUAUAUGCACACAUAUACACUGCCACAUAGGCACAAGUACACAGACCCACCUAUGCAAAUGUACCCAAAAAUAUGUACAGAUGUGUGCAGGCGCACACACAAACACACGCCACUGCCGCCCCACCCCCUGUUCUGGGGCAGCUGGUCAGCACCGCUCCCUGGGUGGGGCCGGAUACGGAUGGAUAAGGGAGUGAGGAGGCCUGGGUUCCCAUUCCCUUCUCACCCUGCCCCCGGACAGCUAGGUACCGCCUUCUCCCUGUUUCUGAUGGAAAGGGGGGAGCGCAGCUAGCCCAAAAGAUUUAGGACCCAUCGGAAGGUUUUUUUUUGUUAUGUCUUAUUUAAUAAAGGACUGGAGUUUGUUUCUGAAACUCU